Prorocentrum cordatum is the source of this 2653-nucleotide messenger RNA. The record is from the annotation of a GenBank genome assembly. NCBI's taxonomy places the organism in Eukaryota, Dinophyceae, Prorocentrales, Prorocentraceae.
AGGCGCAUACAUCAUAUUGGGAUCUGGCUAUCCGAGAAGACCUACUAUCAACGACCAGCGUGUAGUGGGGCGAAGGUCAGCGUGGCGGCGUAUGUAACGCAAACGGGGGGCCCAGAGACCCCCCUCGGGUGAGAAGUUGCUCUUCGGGGUGGGAUUUUGUUGUGGGCGCCUAUAGGUAUGUGGCCGUGCUAAAAUCGCGGCGACUGUAGACGUGGCGGCGCAUGCAGCGAUAGGAUUGCACGGAUGGGAAGAGAGAACAUUAGGGAAGAAAGAGAAGGGGGAGGAGGACGACGAGGAGGGAGACAUGAGGUAGAACGCAGUCAGUCGUUGAACAGCCAGGACGACACAGAGUAGAUGAUCUUGCCAUCUGCCUUCUCCAAGCAGCACGCCUCCAUGGGUGUCAGCUCGCCUCCAGAGACUCCUGGGGAACCAUUCCACCAAUCCCCGUCUAGGAGCAGCCGCCCGUCGUAGAAGGUGGCGCAGUCGCGGCCCCUCUGGUCCUUCCAGCUUUCCUCGGUGGUACACCCGUGCUUCUUCCAGACCCGCAAAGGCAGCUUUGAGGCCGUCUCGGGCUCGUAAGUCUCGUCCAAAGCCUGCCAACGCGACCGCGCAUACGUGACGAAUCCGCUCUUGUGCUGCUUCGCGCAGCAGGCCGCCAGAGGGCUCUUGCCUGCCGAGCCCACCACCCUGAGGUCGUCCACGUCGAUCAUCAUCUCUUCGUAGGCGUCACAGCCGUCACCGUCUGGGUCCACCCAAUCGAGGUCCGGCCUGCAGCCGGCCCAUACCCAGGCCCACCUCGGGAUCCGCGGGACUCUUGGGGUAAACUGGAACUCCCUGCACCACCGCAUCUCGUGCAGCGUGACGUCGUUCCUCUCCCAGAGCUGCAUGCACCCCAUCUGCAGGUACUCCUCGCAAUCAUCAGACAUAAUGUCUCCCAUACAUUGCACGAGAUGAGACACCUUCUCGUCGUAAUUGCUCCACUUGCGAUUCUUGAACAGAUUCUCGAGCUUCCGUUUGACGCUAUACUCCAUGAGGUAAUCGACCACGGUCAAACAAACGAGAUCACACCGCUCCGACUGAAUGUCCUCAGAGUAGCCGUGUCCCGGCAUGUAUUCGAAUUCGAAUGCGUCGUGCUGGUCGUUCCGGGGAUCGGUUGCCAUGACACACUUCGGCGACAGAAGGCAUUUCCGUGGCGCGGCACCGACAAGACGAGGCUCACAAUCAGGACUGGGAGUGCUGUUCUGGGCUGACGCCGUCCACAGGCUCACUAAUGGCGAAUAGUCCACCAACUCUUCUUCCUUCAAGAACCUGAGAGCCACCUUUAGCCGCGACACCAUGUCAACCCAGCCGCUCCAUUCCUUCAACUUCCAGUGGUUCUUGAUUAUCUCUGCCAGCAGCGGCGCCCUCUGGGCAGACUUGCACGGCUUGGGCUUCACGUCGUAGCCGCCCUGCCAGACCAGAUCCACGCCCAGGUUCUGCCCACCGGCGUCCUGGCCACAGGCCCAUCUUGCCCAGCCAGGGAAUCUCCACUGCGCGGUGAGGCCAAUGGCCCCGGCGUCGAAGAAAUUCUUCAUGACCAUGGAGCGGCGCCACGCAUCGAAGUAGACAUAGGUCUCCAACAUCGGGGGCAAGCUUUGCCUCCUCCCCCGCCGGUCGUGGAGCAGACGCUCCUGCACCUUGGCGUCGUCGGAGCUCAUCAGCUUGACGAUGUACCUGCUGUCCCUGCUCCUCUGGAAGAUGGCGUCCCCGCCGCGCCGGCUGCCCGGGGGGUUCAGGCUGUCGCAGCCGCACAGCAGCGAGCUGCCCACCCGAGCCAGGGUGCUGAUCGGUUGUUCCCCUGGUUGCGGACGACAGAAGAAGAAAGGACAGCACAAGCAUGCACUUUCGAAGAGCCACGCGGAUUCCUUGAUCUCCGCGCGGACCUUAGAAAAUUGUUGUUCGUGCCGUCGUGUGCUCUUCGAGACGAGGCGGUCGCAGGCGCCCGUCAGCUCGAUGUCGAUGCGCACGUCGGACACCUUCCCGCAGGUGGUCUCCGUCGCCGUGGGGAUGCUGCCGGUGCCGCCCGGAUAGCCGCGGACGGCACUGCCAGUGCCGCAUGUUGUGAGCAAUCCGCCGACAGGACGACGCGCGCAGCCACGGCCGAGCACAGGUCCCCCACCUCUCGAACCUCUUCCGGCCCAAGGCGAGCACUCCAGCGUCCCUGGGCUUUGGGCACCUCCUGCCCCUCGAGGCCUCGACGGCGUCGUGCCAGGGCCGCGACUGGCAGCGCCACGCGACGCGGCCCAUCGCGCACAUCUUCAGGUCGCUCUCGUGCAGGCUGUGGCGCAUCGAUGGGAUGGCCCUCCAGCUGACCGUGCUGCACUCGGAGCUCACGCAGUCGGCCGGCUGUACGGGCCGGCUCUGGAGGCUCAGCUCGCGAGUCAGGUUGCCUAGACGUGCAUUCGCUCGGCGCUGGCCGGCAGCAGGGCGGAGACCAGCGCUCCCAGGGGGGCCAGGGCACCGCCGGGCCCGAGAGGCAUGCUCACGUCCUGGUCUGGACGGGGUGCGCCAACCUCCCCCUCUCAGAUGCGCCCGUGCGCGGCGAGGCCGGGGAGCAUCUCGUGCAAGACAGCUUGUGAACCAAGUUUCGCAGAUCGCUUGAGCCCUGAUGGCU